AUGGGGUUGUGUAAGUCCCUGGCGGUUUUUAUUGCCUCUAUUUUCUCCAAAAUGAACUGUUCUGAUGCACUCCUCUCUGACAUGGAUGAUGGGGGAUCUUUCUUAGAUGUUAUAAACGAGAAUGACUUGUUCGGGAAUGCAAUUGGUGGACCAGACGAUGAUGGGAAUUCAGGCUUUAACUGGGCAGAUGAGUUCCUUUCAACAACAGGGGUGGAUGAUAAUGGUGCAAAUACACAUGUAGUUCAAAAUGAGACCAUUAGCCCAGUUGAGGUUGCACCACUAUCCAUCCAAAACCAUAUUACAGUGCAACAGAAUGUUGCCAAUGCACAGAGUUAUCUCCCCCAAAGCUCGGCUGUGCCAGCUCAGGGGGCAACAAAAUCAGCAUCACUUGGUGGUAUGCAGAUUGUCCAGGGUGCAACAGGGCUUGUGCAACAAGCAACAGCUGCUCCACAAACUCAACAGAUUAACAUGUCAACAAUGGGGCAGCUACAGCAGGGGUUGGGUCAGCAGAUUGUGCAGGGCCCCAAUGGACAGCUGAUCCUUAAGCCUGGGGGUGGGGGUCAAAUUUUUUUCCAGACCCACCCCCAAAUCCAGUCGCUGCAGUCAAGCACCACACUGGCAUCCAGCCUGCAACAGGUCCAAGGGUCGUCGCAGGUCAUCAACCGUAUCCUUGCUCCAAACCAAAGUCCAGUUUCCACAUCUCCCAUUGUCAGUCGAGCCAUAACACCAGUGACCUCAACUAAUGUUGGUCGAUCUCUCACUCCGAUCCAAAGUUGGGCAGGUGUGAACCCUGUCACCAUGGUUACAAAUAAUGCCACCACUCAACAGGUAUUCACAAGGAACAUCCCCAUUCAAUUCAACAAUCCUAAUACUGGAAUACAGCUGCAGGGACAAUCUGCUGUCCUUCAGCAAGGUCAGGGCACUAUCCUCCAACAAGGUCAAGGUCAAAAUACUAUACUACAGCCUACACAAGGAAGCAAUGCAUUAUUGCAUCAAAGUCAAGGACAAGCAGCAGCAGCAGCAGUAUUACAGGGUCAAGGACAAAAUAUUGUGAAUACUCAAAAUACUGUGAUUCAAAACCCAAAUGUAGUCAAUUUGAAUGUGGCACAUGUGCUGUGCAAUAAUUCACAACUACAGAACCAGUCUGGUUCAACAGUUCAUCACAUGGCCCCCAAUAUCCAGGGAACAUUGAUACAGACAGCUGAUGGUAAGCAUAUCAUUAUACCAAAUAACAGUGUCCCCCAGACUGUUGGUGGUCAAUCCAUUAAUUUUCAGAACUUGCCACAAAUGACCAUCCAACCCCAGUUAAAUAUUGCACAGAACACCAGCAGUGGGUCCAAUAUGGUGUUUGGGAACACCAGCAACCUUGCUGGAAACUUGGGUAAUGUGAUCCGUGUGGCUACUCAAGGAGGAGGCAGUACACCAGCCCCUACAGCGACCCCAGACAAGACGAGUCAACCCCAGCAACCGUCACAUUACAUUGGGGUCAACCAACAAGGUCAGCAAAUCCUCAUUCAGAGGACCAACAACGCUGCAGGUCAACAACAAAAUAUCAUUUUGAGGACUUUGAACCCAAAUAUUGUACAGUUAUCUCAACAACAGCAACAGCAGCAACAACAACCACUGCAAACUGCUAGUGGUAUACAAACUACGCCCCAAAUAGCAGGUACGCCAGGAACACAGCAAGUGUUAGUGUCGUCACAAGCCCAAGGCAUUCAGCUGCAGCGAAUUGUCAACACCUCACAAGGGCAGCAGGUGAAAUUCAUCAGCCAUGGAGGUGGUCAGGCACCCGGUAUGCCUCUAACCAUCAACUGGCAGGGAAUGCAGAAUGCCACUAACAGUGCCAUUCCUACAGCAAUUCAAGUGGUUCCUCAACAACAAGUUGCAAAGACUAAUAGUUCUAGUUCUGAUGGUGCAGAUAUGGCUGUCAAUCAACAGAUAAGUUCUCAACCUAUCACUGUGAAAUCCAUUGCAAACCAAAACCAAUAUAUUCAGCAACAAUCACAAACACCAUCAACAAAUACUCCAAAACAGACUGUGUAUUCCACACCUUCAUCCACCAAAAUCUCCUUGAGUACUGCCUCGGCCACACCUCAACGGAAAGAUGUCACCACUCACACUUCAGCAUCACCUCAUCAACUCGUACAGAAUCUACAAAGCGUGCAGAUUCCUCUGAUUUCCCAGUAUUCUGGAGCAUCUACCACACCUAACUUAAGCACUGCUAGUACCACUACUGUUACUACCACCGUAACUCAGUCUCGGGUUCCCGUGACAACCACCAGUCAAGGCACCAAUCAGGUGAUGUCCUCCGUCCAACUUCAGCAGCUUGUGGCUGGAGCAAGCCAGAAGCAAAAUGUACUACAGGCAAGAGAUAGUGCACCAAAACUUCAGCACACCAUUCAAUUAACCCCUGAGGCUCAAGCACAGCUAACACAGAUACAGGAAAAUCUCAAAAAGUUAGCUGGAGUAAAGAACCUGAAUAAUGCACAAAAAGUACAGCGGAAACAUUUACAAGAACUUCAAAAGAAAAUCUUGUCCGAAGGACAAAUUAUCAGGCAAACAAUUCAAAGCACAGCUUCAUCUCUAACUCCACAUUUGAUAACUCAACCACAACAGCCUGUACAAUUUCAAACCCAAAAUCUUAUAGGACAGAAUGUUCAGUUAAUAGGACAAAGCCAAAAUAUUCCAACAGCACCUCAUCUUGUGAUAGGACAGCAACUUCCAAAACCAGUAAUAGGUCAGGGGUCAGUGGUGAAACAGGAGGCCACAUCAUUUCCGGGGCCAUCUGUUAAGGACCCUACACAAGGGACCAUGGGAAUCGUGCAAUCACAACCACCACCAACGCAAUUUGUGCAGGCAACAAUAGCGGGACCAGCUCCACAAGCUGGAAAUCUAGUCAUCAAAACUGAAGCAAUGUCAACUUCAUCCCUCUCCACAAUGAUAACCCCUUCUAGUUGUGCAUCACUAACCCAGCCCACCACAAGUCUUCCACAGUCUGCCAAACCUAGUGAUGUGAAAGUGGAGAAUGUAGAUCCAGCUCAAGAUGCAAGUCAAUUAGCCAGUGCAGGGAGCACCCAGGUUCUAAUGAACCAACUUCCUGUUGGUGCAGUUCAUCAGGGGGUUGUCAUGACAUCAGCACCUCCUGGUAAAAUGGCCAUAUCAGCAUCUCCUAAGGUGGCACUGCCUACUCCAAUUAAGAUUGGAAAUCACACUCUGAACUUAAAUUUGACUGUGGAGCAAAAAGAAAAGGUUCAAGGUUAUCUGGCCAAGAUGACACCUGAACAGCAACAGCAACAGAUCUCUCUCUUCCUGAAGCUUCAACGCCAACAACAGCUGCAGGCCCAAGUAAAUGCUCAAGUGAAGGCACAGCAGGUUUUACAGCAGAAACAGACAAUAGGCUCAGCUCUGACUCCAGCCCCUAACAAACUACCCAUCACUGUACAGCAACUAGAUAACAAAUCAGCCACUGCUACAAAGCCAGCCGAACUACCACCUUUAACAACACCUGUCUCCACAGCUACCACUUCCACUGUUCCUGGAUUGAGAAUCCCUUUAGCAGCUAUACCAAAGAGUCAGCUAAUUCAUCAGCAGCUGAGUAAAGACCAGGAUAAUGCUCUGAAGCCGGACACUAAGUCACAGUUCAGGAGUCGCCGGGACACAUAUCGCCGUCUACUCCGAUACCACGUUUUCCAGCACAAGUCUCCUCCUGAUGGUCUCAUGGAGAGAGAUCAUGAGGUGUUUGAGAAUGUAGCUGUAGGCCUGUUACACAAAAAGCAGAGAAUGUUUGAUAAAUUCCGUCUCUUACUAUUGAAGGAGAGUAUGAGAGAGAAGAAGACUGCUGAGAUGGUUAUGAUCCAGAGACUGAUGAAUGAAGACUUAACAGAGACAAUUAAAUCUGAGAAGGAUUUGGUUAAUUCUGAUCCAGAUUCCUUUGAACCAAUGCCAUUGAGGUACUUGCAGAAACAAGAAUCAGUUAAAUCUGAAGAUGUGUCUAUGGAUGAACAAGAUGUAUCAGAAAUUUCAAGAGUGAUUAAAACAGAAAAAAUAAAUACUAGUGAUAGUGACACUGUGGAAAUAAAAAAGGAGCAACUAAGUCGACCUUGUACUCCAAAGGUCAAACUUGUGAUCCGAAGUGAUGGCCAGAACUUUACAAGCUCGCUAGCAGAGGAUGGGAGUAGUGAUAGUAACGAAAGUAGUUACCAUGACAACAGUGUGAAUAUGGACACAUCAGAAAUAGAACGUCAGAAUUCUAGUAACAGUGGUAGGUCUGAUUCAGAGGACAUCUCAAAAGGUUUAUUUGGUGCACCCCGUCUAUCAAACAUCAAAACAGAACCAGUGAAUGAAGAGUGUGAGUCAAUGGAAAGUGAUCACUGGUCAGACAGUAAUAAACCGUUCAAGCUUUACCUAGAAACAGAACGAUCAGACAAUUCUCCUGUAAGUAACUCGGAUCUAGACACGGGUGGAUACAGAAACUCUUCUCCAUCUCCAGUGGAUACUGUAAUUUCUAGGAGUGAAUAUGAGGUUCAUGCUGGUGAUUUGGAUUCUCCGGGUGAAAGUGCUGCACAAGACAGAAAUUCACCGCCAUUUGAGAUGUCUGAGGAGUCUGUGAGACACCUCAUCUCCAACGACAGCAAUUGUGAUAAUAAUGUGUUGGGCUAUCAUUCCAGUGAGAAGCAACCUCUGUGCAUCAGUUCUUUUGAAAAAGACAUGUAUCAUUCCCACAACUAUCCACAACAAUCUGAGAGUUCAGAUAAACAGUCAUUUAAACCAUCCUUCAUGUCAGAUUCCAAGGUGCCAUUCUCCAUAGGAAACGAAUUGUUUGGUAGAGUUGAUGAUGAUACGAGUCAUUCUAAACAGAGAUCUAAUAGUAUUGGUAAUGAUGGUGAAGUAGACAGUGCUGUUGCUGAUAUGGGUGGGUUCCAUCAGUCACAAUAUGAACCGAUAUCCUCUCCAGAGGCAGACCAUGAUGAAACCUUCUCAAACCUGAUCACACACAAGGUAGACUCCGCAUACACCAUUGGAAUGGGUGAGCAUAAGGACACGCCACACUUGUCCAACUCCGAUAUACCGUUUAAUGUCCCAGCGUUUUCUUCUGGGCAUUUGGAUGUAGAACCGCGGGAGUCUGUUGAGGAUGACGAAGCCACAACUUUGUAUAGUGAUGAUAGUGAUAAAGAGUCUGAUACACAACAAGAAUUGUUGAAAGCCCAAAUGGAAAGUGCAAUAAAUUCCAUUGUCAGUCUAAAUCAAGAUUCUUCCGUUCACUCCCCAUUCUCACUUGACCAAUCAAACGAGUUCUUCAAUCGCCAUAGUUACAUGACAAAUCCAACGACUGAGUCUGAAAGUGACACUCCUGGUCCCAGCACUCCAGUUCGGUCAGUAAGCCCAGAAGAUGACCCUAAUGAUAUUUCUAUGGAUGAUGAUCUGGACGCUGCUGUCAAUAGUAUUUUGAUGUAAAUAUAGUAUAGAGAAUCCUGUAAAUUGUUACUGUUGGUCGGGGAGGGGGGAUCUGUGUAAUAUUAUGAUGACUAGUUUUUGAAAUAAGUCUGUUAGGGUUAUCAUUUGUACUUGCAUUACAAAAACUUUGGCGUUACUCCUUAAAUUCAUCAAAGUGUCUUUUUUUCCCCAAAAUCAUGUCAAUUGACUGGUCUAGAUCAGAACAAAAUAGGUAUUGAAACUUUAAGUUUGACCUGGUGUCGGAAAAUACAUUUGUAGAUAGACCUUCAAACAAUAUAUAACAAUCUUUAAAGUCCAUGUCUACACUAUGUGAUCUUUAGACAAAUUCUGUCUCCUGGAAAUGACAGAUGUUUUUCAUAUGAAUAUGGUAAA
Molecule: messenger RNA, 5826 nt
Organism: Ylistrum balloti
Lineage: Eukaryota; Metazoa; Mollusca; Bivalvia; Pectinida; Pectinidae
Product: BRD4-interacting chromatin-remodeling complex-associated protein-like
Exons: 12
Coding region: 1-5454 (1817 amino acids)
Biological process (GO): positive regulation of DNA-templated transcription
Cellular component (GO): SWI/SNF complex
Source: RefSeq, a predicted model, not a curated record